UUCUACCUGAAUGUAUAAAAGCUUUCAGCUCCCGCUGUCCCUACUCCUUCUCCUUCUUCUUUUCCGAAACUUCAACAGCACCAGAGCACCCUCUACUUCCAUAGCUAAAACAGAGCAUCGAUAAUAUCUCGCGCAAAUACUCAUACAUACACAUAAGCAUUUCCCUCCUCGAACCAUCAAAGUAUGCAAGCUAAUAAUCAACAUCCUCCUUAUAUCCCACAAGACAAAAAACAUCUAACAUUUCAUACAGACAACUCUUUCAAACACAAAAACAAUGUCGUGCAGUUCAAUGAGCAUCGCAGAGCCCAACACCAUCCGCAGCGUAAUCAAAUUGCAAUGCGCAAAAUGCCAGCUCCGUGAAAAAAUCCCCUCGGAUUUCCAACUUAAACUUCAACCACAAUGGCGGGUAUUCCAAAAAGAGGUGGAAAAAGAAUUCCUCCGCUUCGAAUAUGUGAAAUACGAUCAAAAGCUGCACAGCCCGUACAAGGACUAUGAAUUCAUGGAAUUCAAGUGUCAUAACUGCGCCAGCACCGAUAAUGAGAAGAAAUUCUGCGAUUUUGCGAGAAUUGAGUUGCCUCAGGUUUUCAUUGAAGUGUGUAGGGGGUAUCUGGAGACUGAGCAGAAGGGCGUGGAAUAUGAGAGGGAAAGCGCUGUUCGCUAUUUGAAAUCUAUUUCUCAUUCUGUGAGAUCGGAUAUACAUAAGGCGUUUCAGAAGGAGUGGAAGCAAAGUUUUGAAAAGGGAAAGGGCCGGGCGUGAAUGGAUUUGAUGCUAGAGAGAGAUAAAGGGCACCACUUCAGGCUAUCGUGUUAGGGAGGACAUUUUCUUUUAAGUAGGGAAUGCUUUCCACAUCAAAAAGGAUAAGAUAUUUACAGAAAUUG
Sclerotinia trifoliorum is the source of this 879-nucleotide messenger RNA. The record is from the annotation of a GenBank genome assembly. Lineage: Eukaryota; Fungi; Ascomycota; Leotiomycetes; Helotiales; Sclerotiniaceae.